Messenger RNA from Purpureocillium lilacinum, 1479 nucleotides. RefSeq lists its product as uncharacterized. Gene Ontology annotation, biological process: transmembrane transport. NCBI's taxonomy places the organism in Eukaryota, Fungi, Ascomycota, Sordariomycetes, Hypocreales, Ophiocordycipitaceae. Gene Ontology annotation, molecular function: transmembrane transporter activity. The record is from RefSeq and is a predicted model, not a curated record.
AUGACCGCGAAAUCGGCGCCUUCCGCUGUUGCGGAAGCAUCAACGCUCGAGUCUGGAUCCUCCGACGACACUCGCCCGGUCAAGAAGACAUGGUACCGGUCCACACUCUUCAAUGCCUUUGUCAUUGGUGUCGUCGGAUUUCUGGCCCCGGGCCUGUGGAAUGCGAUGAACGCCCUUGGAGCUGGCGGAGCGCAAGAGCCUUUCCUCAUCAACGCGGCCAAUGCGCUCGUCUUUGGUCUCAUGGGCUUCCUUUGCCUCUUCGGAGGUCCCAUCGCUAACCGAAUCGGAUUGGACUGGACACUCUUCCUCGGCGCUGUCGGCUACCCAAUCUACUCGGCUGGCCUCUACACCAACAACCGCUUUGGCAACGUGUGGCUGGUGCUGGUUGGGGCGGCUGCUUGUGGUAUCUCGGCCGGACUCUUCUGGGCGUCCGAAGGCGCCGUUGCACUUGGCUACCCAGAGCCGGAGAAGAGAGGCAAGUACAUGAACAUUUGGCUCUGGUUCCGGACAGGCGGCCCUUUACUCGGUGGCGUCAUUGUGCUUGCGCUCAACCACAGCGCCGAGGUGAAGAAGAAGGGCAAGGUCGACGCGCACACAUACCUCAUCUUUGUGGCCUUGCAAUGCCUGGCCGCGCCUGUCGCCUUACUCCUGUCGCCACCGGACAAGGUGCAGCGUACAGACGGCAGCAAGGUCAUUGUGCGUGCCGAAAAAAGUCUCAAGGCGGAGUUUGCAGCGCUGUGGAAAGCCAGCUUGCGAAAGGACAUCCUAUUGCUGCUUCCCAUCUUCUGGGCCUCCUACUUCAACCAGUAUAACGGCAACUUCCAGACCUACUACUUUGGCGUUCGCGCCCGCGCCCUCAUCGGCUUCGUCAGCAAUUUCGGCACGCUCUUGUCCUCACAGCUCAUGAGCAUGCUGCUGGACUGGAAGAAGUUUUCGGUCAAGAAGCGCAUCAUCAUCGGCUUCUGGUACUCGCUGGUGCUGCACAUUGUCGCCUGGGUCUACGGCUGGGUUAUACAGGAAAAGUACACAGCAAACCCGCCAGCUUGGGACUGGGAAGACGCGGGAUUUGUCGAGGGGUUCUUUGUUCUGCUUUUGUGGGACUUUGCGCGCCAGGCUUUGCAAAACUGGCUGUAUUACUUCUUGGCGACAAAGACCGACAAUAUCUCUGAACUGAGUCGGUUUUGCGGCAUUCUACGCGGCCAAGAGAGCUUCGCGCAGGCCGUGAGCUUCGGACUCAACACAAAGAAAUGGCACGGUGGACGAGUUCCCCUGGCCGUAAACACGAUCCUCCUUGGCCUCUCCGUGCUUCCGACAUGGCUCGCCGUAAAGGGUCAUGUCCCUGUCGAAACGCCCAAAUAUGUUGCGCCCCAGCAGGAGAGCGAGGAGGAUGUGCCGUUAGGCAGCGCCAAGAUCGGAGUCGAUGAGAAAACCGAAGUCGCUGGUGCAGAGUCGAGCAGAGGAAAUGCCGGUGGGAUUUGA